GACUUCUUGGACAAGUGAAGGUCCCAAUGAGACCAGCAAUAUCGCAUAUGCUCUCUCCUGUAUAAAGUCGCACCGAGAUCUAGCAAAUCAAGACGUUUUCCCACUCCACCAUUGAUGCAAUCUUGCAAAGUUUCUUUUCUCACAUAUUCGAGAGCUCCUUGAUUCCAUUGCACCAUCAAGAUUCGGGUUGUUGUCCAUGGAGGGUGUGGAGGAGGCCAACCGAGCGGCCGUGGCGAGCUGCAAGAAGCUCGUGGCGCGGCUCUCGCAGUCCGGCGUCGACCCGAUCCGGCUCGCCGCCGUCGCCACGCAGACCGACGAGGCCGUGUCCCGGUUCGGCAAGGUGGUCACCAUCCUGAGCAACAGGGUCGGCCACGCGAGGGCGAGGGUCGGCCGGAGGAUCUCGCCGCCGGUCGACGCGAGCUGCCUCUUGGACUACCAACCAAUCCCUUCGGUACCGUACCGCCAACCUCCGAAUGGGGUCCAUGUGAGUAGCUCUCCCGUGCCACCGGCGCCGCCACCACAGAUGCAUGUGCCAGUCAUGGUGGCAGCACCUUGCGCCGCGGGCAACGGCAAGAUCGUUGCACCGGCGCCCAAGGCGCCUGCAGACAGAGACAGGAACAUGUUCCUCGAGACGCCGUUCCUGGAUUCGAGCAGCUGCACCGUUCCAUCCUUCACGGCCGCCGCCGCGCAAAACAUCAACAGCUCGAAAGCUCCCGCGGCUGCUACUCCUCUUCCUUGCAGCGCCCAAUUCCAGUUCCAUCACCAACAGCAUCCUCAUCAUCAGCAGCAGGCGCAGCAGCAGCACGUGCAACAGCAGAGGUUCCAGUUCGAGCAGCAGAAGCCGGCCAGCAGCGAGAAGCCGUUCCACAUCGAGAUGCCGGCGGCGGCGGCGGCGGCGGCGGCGAGGAGCGGCAAGGAACCGGAGGUGAUCACGUUCAGCUUCGACAACUCAGUGUGCACCUCGUCGGCGGCCACCUCCUUCUUCACCAACGUGAGCAGCCAGCUCAUCAGCAUGUCCGACAACUCCGUGGCCGGACCGUCGUCCAGGAAGGCGCCGCACUGCACCCGAAAGGCCGACGACGACGGCAAAUGCCACUGCCCAAAGAAGAAGAGGCCGAGGGAGAAGAGGGUGGUGAGGGUGCCGGCGGUGGGCGACAAGGUCUCUGAUAUACCCUCGGAUAGCUACUCCUGGAGGAAGUAUGGGCAGAAACCCAUCAAAGGAUCCCCUCAUCCAAGGGGCUACUACCGGUGCAGCAGCAUCAAGGACUGCCCGGCGAGGAAGCACGUGGAGCGGUGUCGCAGCGACGCCGGGAUGCUCAUCGUCACCUACGAGAACGACCACAACCACGCGCAGCCGCUCGACCUGUCCACGCUCGCCGCACAUUCAGAAGCCUGAUUGCUUUACUUUCUGUUCACGCCUGGACGUGCUCCGUUUGUUUCGUUAUCCUUGGGUAAUGAAAUCCGGCCUUGUGGUCGUUUGGAAAAAAAAAAAAAAAAGCCUGAUUGCUGAAGCUGCCAGUGUCAGGAAGGAGAUAGAAGAAGUCUAAAUUUUUAUGCCAUCGAUGGGCCGGCAGCGCAUGAACAUGUCAUUUAGCUGGUUUUUGUUUGUUCAGUCUGACAAAAAAUGGAAUGCAGUCUGAGUGGACAUUGUAAUAGGAAGGCGAAGAUUUCGCUGUCUCCGUUCUCACCAUGUAUAGUGAACACUUGAUCGAGUUUGCAGUCCAUUUGUUUUCG
Lolium perenne is the source of this 1734-nucleotide messenger RNA. Its product is annotated as probable WRKY transcription factor 21. The record is from RefSeq and is a predicted model, not a curated record. Gene Ontology annotation, molecular function: sequence-specific DNA binding; DNA-binding transcription factor activity. NCBI's taxonomy places the organism in Eukaryota, Viridiplantae, Streptophyta, Magnoliopsida, Poales, Poaceae. Gene Ontology annotation, biological process: regulation of DNA-templated transcription.